This is a messenger RNA of Numida meleagris (helmeted guineafowl), 408 nucleotides long. RefSeq names its product guanylate-binding protein 1-like. NCBI's taxonomy places the organism in Eukaryota, Metazoa, Chordata, Aves, Galliformes, Numididae. Gene Ontology annotation, molecular function: GTP binding; GTPase activity. Bases 56 to 364 code for a protein of 102 amino acids. The record is from RefSeq and is a predicted model, not a curated record. The transcript has 2 exons.
GGCAGCAGCGGCCCAGAAGGCGGCAGAGGCGCGGCUGGAGGAGCAGCGGCGCAGCAUGGAGGAGCACACGCGUCAGAUGGAGCAGCGGCUGAAGGAGGAGCAGCGUGCACGGCUGGAGGAGCAGGAGCGUGUGCUGGAGCACCACAGGAAGGAGUAUGAGGCGCUGCUGCAGGAGGGCUUCAGGCGUGAGGCAGCAGCCAUGCAGGAGCGGAUCACAGAGCUGGAGCUUGAGAAGAAGAAAAUGGAGGUGGGGACCUGGAUUGGCUCAGCGCUGAACUUGCUUAGCAGCAUUUUUGCACCAUUGCUGUAUGUUGUGGCAGGCAUGGUUCCAACAAUUGUCACCAAAGUGUGCCGUAAGAUGUAAUCUGUCCCCUAGCAGCUGUCCCUGCAAUAAAUCUAGUGGCACUA